Molecule: messenger RNA, 729 nt
Organism: Lolium perenne
Lineage: Eukaryota; Viridiplantae; Streptophyta; Magnoliopsida; Poales; Poaceae
Source: RefSeq, a predicted model, not a curated record
UACAUGUCUCAUGUAUUUCCUUUUGUGUUCUUUCUGUAGUCAACGUCAUGGACAUUGUUCCGCAAUGCAAACCGAGCAUACAAUCUAGGUUUUCGAUACUCAGAUACAUGAAAGUAGUAAAAAAAAUUAAUACUAUCCAGAGGUCUUUCAUAUCCAAGCAUGAUUUGGAUAAUCUAUUGAAGCUCCCUGAUCACCUUAUGGUCCCUAUGAAUCUCCUGCAGUGGACUUCACAUGGUGAAGAAAAAGUUUUUCUGCACAAAGAAAAGAAUAUCAACUUCAGUAAGGAAAGAAACCGUAACAUAGUAUCCAUUCAAGAGAAUACCAUGAAAUACAUUGGUGAUGGAAUACCAAUUGGUAUGUCUUAUGAUGGGUCUCCUGUGACCAAUACAACAGGAACCAAUACAACAGGAACAGAUGCAGAAUAGUUUUGAAAAGAGGAACAUCAAUAAGCGCGCUGCAAAAGCAACAACACAUGAGAGGAACAUGCCAGAGUUGGUUAUAGAUCAUUUCAUUGAAGCAUUCAACAAUAAGCAUCUCAAGAUCAACAGAUUCAAGAAACCAAACCAGUAAGUAAAAUCUCCCUGAUUUGGCCAAGUAUGAAUAUUGUUUUUAAAAAUGACAUGUAAUUUCAAGAUUACUUCCUUUUCUUCUUUUUCCAUAAUGCUUGCUCCAUCGCAUUUAUACAUGUUUGAAAUGCCAAAAUAAUUGUUAGUAUUUUUUUAUUGAAAC